CCUAACGCCAUCCCAGCGGCCGGGAACCUCAUCGCCGCGCUCCCCAUGGACGCCAUCAACGCCGCGUCCUCGCUUGCUGCCGCCCGCCUCUUCCACGCGCCCUGCCGCGUGCCCUCCCCGCCUUCUGCUUGCCGCCUCUCUCCCAGUAGCCUUGUCGCGUCCACCUCGCCUUCCGCCCACUACCCCCGCGCGCGCUUUGCACGGAGCCUCUUAGUCGCCCCACAUUUCCACCGCCGAUCCCGAUGCCCAUCGCCGAGGCUCGUCGCUCAGCAGGUGCGCGCCACGCCUGCCGGCGCCACGCCGAGAGUGACUGCAGCGGAGGCCGUGAAUGGGGGCGCGGAUGCGGCAACGGCGGAGGCGAGCUCCGCCGACAGCGAGGGCGGAAGGGAGAGCGGCGCCCUGGGGGAGGCAGAGGGGGUGGGGGCGGGGGCGGAUGAGAGCAGGGGGGGCGAUGAUGCGGGGGAGGGCGGUGGUGCGGAGGGAGGGGCGUCGCGGAAGGAGUUGCGGAAGCAGCGGCAGGAGCGACGCCUGCGACUCAUGGAGCCUGCGGCGGUGCAGCAGCGGCGGCGCGAGCAGGAGGAGCGCGUGAUGGCCGCCAUGGCGCCACUGAGGAAGCGACCCGCCAACCCGGGGGGCCGGCGCAAGAAGACGGCGGAGGGGGCAGGGGGGGACGCGGGCAAGGCGGAGGGGGCAAAGAGUGGAGCGGGUGUGGAUGGGGGCAGCGAAGGGGGGACCGUGGCGGAAGCGGAGAGGGGAGAGGCGGCAGUGGGUGGCGAGGGUGAGGGCGAGGGAGAGGGGUCCGGGGAGAGCAAGGCGAGUGGGAGUGGGGAGAAGGACGUGGCGGAUGCAGCGGUGCAGGGGGCGCAGCAGGGGCACACGGGGAAGGCGGAAGAGCAGCAGCAGCAGGCGGGGCAGAUGGGGCAGGUGGGGCAGCAGGCGGUGGGCGACGCGGUGGAGGCGAUGAGGGUGCGCGGCGUGCAGUGGUGGAAGGUGGGCACGUUCAGAGGGGGCGAGUUCGAGGCGGCGCACCACAUCGCUGACAUCCUGGUCAACCACAACCCGGGCGAGCACACCGAGAUCUUUGUGCCGGCCAUCCGCUCCGCCCAGUACAGCAGCGUCAUGCGCCGGGCCGCAGCAGCCAUGGAGGAGGGCGGCCCCCCGCCCGCCCUGGGGGCGGGCAUGCAGCGCGUGGAGGCGUGCGCGCUGUAUGUGCGCUGCACCAUGCACUCCGCGCUCUACAAGCAGGUGGUGGCGCUGGAGCGAGUCAGAGGCUUCGUGGGCGAGGUGGUGGGCAAGGGCAAGUACGGCAACAUGUUGCCGCGCGCCAUUCCUCUGGUGGAGCUGGCGGCGGUGCGCGAGCUGGUGCGGGGCAAGCAGGCCGAGGCGGACAGGCAGGCGGAGGAGGCGGAGAGGCAGGCGGCUCCUGGGGAGGCGGGGAGGAAGGGGGCAGGCGGGGAUGGCAAGCAGGGCGAGGGGGAGAGGUCGGAUGGUGAGGGGGAGGGGCGAGCAGCAGCUGGGGCAGUGAGCAAGGGAGCACGCGUGCGGUCGGCAGGGGCGUCGGGCCAAAGGGGAGGCCGUGCUGCUGCUGCUGACGGCGCUGCUGGCAGCCGUCCCAGUGGUGGUGAUGUUGUGGGUGACUCUGCUGCAAGGUCACGGAAUGAUGCCCCGAGUGGCAGCAGCGAUAGGUUCAGCAGCAGCAGCGGCCGUGGCGUGAGCAGCAGGGGAGGCAGGUGGAUCAAACAGGGCAGUGCAGGAGCGGGGAGGGCGAGCAGCAGGGGUGAGGGGUGGGAUAGCACAGGCAGUGGCAGCAGCAGUGAGGGCGAGGAGGGCUGGCGGUACAGCGGCAGUGGCAGCGGCACGUGGAGCAGGCACGGUGGUUGGGAGGGGAGGCGAGGAGGGGCAGGGCGGGGCGGGGAGUCACGGGAUGGUGGUGGGGGGAGAGGCGGGCGGCAGGCAUGGCGGAGGAAGGCUGAUGCGGAUGCGGAUGGGCGCACGGGCGGGCCGUUCCAGGGGCUCAAGGACGGCAGCUCGUGACCUGGCAGCAGUGGUGAAGGAACUAGGUGCUUACAUGAAUCAUAGCAAGGGCGGAUCGUCAUCACAUCUUAGUGCAAUGAAAGCUGCUUGUGUAGGCAUGUUACAUAGCCUGGCUGGCUUUGAUGCA
Messenger RNA from Closterium sp. NIES-67, 2161 nucleotides. The record is from the annotation of a GenBank genome assembly. Lineage: Eukaryota; Viridiplantae; Streptophyta; Zygnematophyceae; Desmidiales; Closteriaceae.